Messenger RNA from Hibiscus syriacus, 2013 nucleotides. RefSeq names its product F-box protein CPR1-like. The record is from RefSeq and is a predicted model, not a curated record. Gene Ontology annotation, molecular function: protein binding. The transcript is spliced from 3 exons. Bases 657 to 1814 code for a protein of 385 amino acids. Lineage: Eukaryota; Viridiplantae; Streptophyta; Magnoliopsida; Malvales; Malvaceae.
UCUGAAUAUGGGGGGCUAUAUCAUGUCCUGUACUAAGAACUUCUUUUCAUGUUUCUUCAUUCUGAUUUCCAUAAUCAAAUUUCACCAGCACUACACCACCACUGAACCUUUAGAAUCACCGGAAUAGUCGCUUUAUAAUCAAAUCCGGCGGACCGGAUGACUAUGCAUUUAGUGAAGCAUCAGCAUGAUUGAUAUUCAUCCAGAAAAUUAGCCUUCAAAGAAAUCUGAAAUAAAAAAAACCAGAAAACAAAAACAGACGAGCCUUAAUAGUCCAAUCUACCUAUUUAUCGACUGAACCGGUGGCUGGUUGUGACCUAUUAUAAGAAAAGUUGAGUUUAAUACUUUAAACAUGUUUUAAGCACGAGUGAACAUGAUCAGACAUUUAGAUAUAUAAUUUAUCUUUUGGAGAAGAUUAAGGAUUUUUGGAAUCUUGAAUUUCCUUUGAUAACAUUUUGGGGACGGUGAUGGUUGAGGUGUCGUCUCCUACGGUCUUAGCACACAAAAAUAUAACAACCUUCAAGUUCAUGAGUUCGGAAAAUCGUGCACGGUUUUUGUUAUUCGGAUAUCCUUGUUUCGGUCGGAGGGAAUCAAGUGCAUGAAGGAGAUAAUACAGGGUUGGGCUUGACUGUAGGAAAGAAGUCUAAGAAGAGCCGAGUAUGGAGGUCAUUGGUGAUCUGCCAAGAGAGUUGUUCCUUGAAAUCCUCUUACGAUUGUCGGUAGAAUCUCUGAUGCGAUGCAAGUGUGUUUGCAAAUACUGGUACGCUCUUGUUAGCAAUCCUAAGUUCAUCGAAUUGCACCUUCAGUACAACUGCAACAACAAUGUAUGCGUCCUUCUCAAGCGCUGCCUUCUAACGUGCUUAGGAGAGAGAGAAAAUAUGUUGUCGUUGGUUUGCAGCAACGGUUUGUCUUUCAUAAAUCUAGAUGUUGAUUUGUCUUUAUAUAAGAAGGAGCCGUGCUUACAGCUUUUAGGUCAUUGUGAUGGCAUUAUUUGCCUAUCAAAUUACAGAGAUGAUAUAGUUCUAUGUAAUCCUGCAACUAGGGAGUCCAUGGUACUCCCAGAAUCCUCUCUCCCUUGUUAUUCGCCGAGCUCGAAUUUGAUCCCACAAACCAGUGCCUUAGGAUUUGGUUAUGAUGCUAAAACCCAUCACUGCAAAGUUGUUAGGAUUGUUUCGUACUGGGAGGAGCGAAGUGGGAGUGACUUACCCCAACAUUCCAGGGUCGAAGUAUAUUCUUUGGCAACUGGUUCUUGGAAAGAAAUCGAUGUUAAGGUCCCCGCCCAUGUGUGGUAUUCUCCGUGUUUCGAGACAUACUUUAAUGGAGCGUUUCAUUGGUAUGCUAUUGACAAUAACCGAAAUGAGGUCAUCCUUUCAUUCCACAUGGGAAAUGAAACGUUCCAAGUAAUACCGAUGCCAAGUGCCCUCUCCUUGAGUGAUUAUUCAAUGUGCAGGAGUCUUUUUGUGUGGAACGGAUGCAUCGCUCUAGUAGUUUAUCCGAGAAAGGGGACCAAAAAAUCGUUUGAGAUAUACGUGAUGAAGAAAUAUGGAGUGAGGGGAUCUUGGACAAAGAUAAUGACAAUUGGACCUCUUAUGAAAGUGGAAAUGCCUUUGGCUUUUUGGAGAAAUGAUGAGAUCCUGAUGGAAGGCUCCGAUGGAUUGGUUGUUUCUUACAACCUCAAGACACAAGAACUCAAGGAUCUUCCUAUUUAUGGGGUCCCCAAGUCGUUCGCGACACUUGUGUACGUGAACAGCCUUGUUUCAGUCAAGGGAGGGAAUCAAAUGGUUGAUGAAGGAAAUAAUACAGAUUUUGGUUGGUGAAGGAUCUGCUUCGGAACCUGCAUAAACUUCAUCAAGUUUAACAGAUGAUGAUCAGGGGACGAUGGAGACCAAUGAAUAAGAAAGUAAAAGCAAAUGAGUGAUACAUAUAUAAAAUAGAUAUCAUCGUAAAUGUAAAUAAAUCAGAUGUAAAUUUGGGUUUAUAAUCUGUGUGUUGUAAAUGAAGAUUUUAAGUUCAGUA